GCGCCAGUGGCUGCCGGUGCCAGGUUGGCUGCCCUGCGGCGCCGGGCAUCGCAGUCCGGCUUCCAAUGGCUCCAGUCCCAGUUCCAGUUCAAGCAGCUUCCAAUUUUGUCACCCUUGCAGUUGGGUUCCUGGAUCCUCCAAUCCGUCGCCCGCCCCAGCCGGAACGUCACCCACUGGCAGGUCCUGGGUCCCAGGCCCAGGGCUGAAUUGGCUGGUUCAAGACUUGCUCCUGUGCCAGUGCCUGGUGGUGGAAGGGGGUGUCUUGGGUCGGUAGGCAGUAGUAGUACCAUGGAAUGGUGCUGAACCCCCCAAACCAGAUUGAUCGUCUCUCACGUCUGCCCUUCAUUCCCCGGCACUUUCGUUUUUUCAUUACUCUUCGACCAAAAGCGAGACUAGCGAGCUAAACAAGUGCUCGUCAGGAAUAGCUGCGACCUGGCGCCGUUCACACACCUUCUCCGGCCGCCCCUUGCUCUCUUCCGACGUUAAGACAAGACGCGCCUCCUGCCUCGAUCCUGACCCACCAAAUUGUCCGAGCACGUCGUCAACACGCCCGACCGAAAACAUCUGUCACUCUUUCCCACCUCCAGCACCUAGCUCACCACCUGUCUUUCGAUCCUAGAGCCCAGCGGCCCUUCCCUGUCAAUCAAGAAAGGGGAGGACUGGUCUAUCCACUUUCCCACCGCAGUACCCCUUGCGGGCCAGCUCCCGCCUGUUAGCAAACUCCAGAAGCUAGCUCUCUUGGGUCCUGAGCCAUUUCGAUUUGGAUCCUGAAUCUCGAGCAUCAUUUCCUCUACGCCUGCCUUGGAUUGUCAUUUCUAUCCCUCAAUACCUUGCGUGUUAACGAUCGACCUUUACAUCUCAAACGACGGAAGUCAACACCAGACGAACAGACCGCAUUCUUGUGCUCUUACGACUCGCAAACAUCGAGCACUGUAAUUGUGAACGUCACGGACGAUGACGUGUUGAGGUCUCGAGGAAACCCCUUUACAUGGGCGCAGAGCCGUCCAUUCUGAAGAGUGUUGGGCUAGACACCGUCUGGACUGGAUGAGACGAAACCGACAAGCUGCUUGGGAAGUGAGCAUACGCGUGGAGUCGACAAGAUGGCAGUGACCGGUCAAGGCUCAAGACCUGGCUCGCAGAGUCUGGUCGCUUUGGAGGACCGAUUUGAAGUGAUCAGAGAGAUCGGUGACGGGAGUUUUGGCAGUGUGGCUCUCGCUCGGGUGCGGGCGAACGGGGCGAGCGUUGCUCGGCGGAACACUAUGGUCGCCAUCAAGACGAUGAAGAAGACGUUCGACUCUUUCCGGCCUUGUAUGGAACUACGCGAGGUCAUUUUUCUCCGAACGCUUCCGUCACACGCUCAUUUGGUUGGCGCUCUGGAUAUCUUCUUGGACCCGUUCAGCAAAAAGCUACAUAUCUGCAUGGAAUACAUGGACGGCAAUCUCUACCAGCUGAUGAAAUCUCGGGAACACAAGUGUAUGGAUGCCAAGAGCGUCAAGAGCAUCCUUUACCAGAUCCUAUCGGGGCUCGAUCACAUCCAUGCCCAUCACUUCUUCCACCGGGACAUCAAACCAGAAAACAUCCUCGUCUCGACGUCGGCACCACAAGACUCCCACUCAGCUUUCAGCAGAUAUUCCUCCUUGGUCACGCCCCCGGCCACACCACCUGCUUACAGUAUCAAAAUCGCGGAUUUUGGUUUGGCGAGGGAGACUCAUUCCAAAUCGCCAUACACAACCUACGUGUCGACGAGAUGGUAUCGAGCGCCUGAAGUAUUGCUUCGAGCUGGAGAGUACUCUGCUCCCGUGGAUAUCUGGGCUAUCGGCGCGAUGGCGGUCGAGGUGGCCACUCUUAAACCAUUGUUCCCAGGUGGGAACGAAGUCGACCAAGUUUGGCGUGUCUGCGAGAUUAUGGGUAGUCCAGGCAACUGGUACACCAAAAACGGUGCUCGAGUCGGCGGGGGCGAAUGGAGGGAAGGGACCAAGCUUGCCCAAAAACUUGGUUUCUCGUUCCCAAAGAUGGCGCCUCAUGCCAUGGAAACCAUAUUACAACCUCCUCAGUGGCCCUUGGCGUUCAGCAACUUCGUCACUUGGUGUUUGAUGUGGGAUCCCAAGAACCGACCGACGACCAAACAAGCCAUGGAGCACGAAUUCUUUGCUGAUGCCGUUGAUCCUUUGCGACCAAAAUCAUCAUCUCGACUGCUUGGCCGAAAACAUUCGGACCUGAGCUUCAGAUCCAAGGAAACGGCCGAGACACCGACUAUCACUUCGAAACCAUCCUGGUUCCGGAGGUCGCUUAUUGCACGAGAGAGUGCCCCGGCCGUACCACAACAUAACCCAGAGGCGAAAAAUGUACAAACAGAAUCCGAAAGCUUGGUCAGCAGGUUACGACCCCAAGCCAACAAGCGUGCGACUUGGGCGAAUGGAAGCAAUUCGAGCGGCGUGGCACCGAUGCCAAUAUUACCGUCCAUUCGACCCAUUUCACCUCUCCCGAAUGCCGUUACCGCGCAAGCGAGCUCUGCGUUUACAGCUCAGACAGAACAACACUCGAAACCGGCCGAGGAGAAAUCGAAAAAGAUUGGCCGGCAAUUGUCUAUCAACUCACAUGGCAACCACUAUGCUGAUGUACACCGACAAGAAGCGGAGCGCGCCUUGAACGCAAACAGCGGCCUCGUGUCUCCGCCCAACGGCCACAAAGAAAGCUUCUUCUCACAUCUGCGUAAACGGGCCAGGCGGUUCUCAGGACGACAUGGACUGUCUUCUCCCAGUGGCGACGACGUCGAGGCCAACGCCGCAAAUGUUCCGUGGUCGAACAGGUCGUCCAUCAUGGUUGACAGCAUCAUCCCAGAGACGAACACCGAUUUUUCGGACUUGGACAAGAUCUUGCAGAAUGUGAGGUAUAGUCUGGACCAAGAGGAAGGAGAACCCACACAAAGAAGAUCGGCUACAGAGCAGCCGUCCAACCAAGGUUCUUUGAAAAGGACACACUCUGUUCCUCGCUCUCAAGGUAGUAGGUCUGGCGAGGCUCUCAAUCACCUUGUGGCACCUACCGCGGUGCGGUCACGACGCCCUUUACAAGUCAAUCAAUACGAAACGCCUGAAGAAGCCGAUGAACUGCUGGAUGAAGCCUUGCGCUCCGCGAGUCGAGUGGCAAAACGUCUCGACCAAACCAAGGAGCAACCAUACCGGACGGCGCUUGCCCAUAAAGACUACAAUCGCCAGUCUCUUCCACACAUAGCCAGCGCCUCCGCCCUACAGGGUGCUUAUCUGACUCCCUCGCCAUCUGCUAAGAGGAACGGCGUUCAAUUCAACCCGGCGAGCGUCAGUCAAACGCAACCGUUGAAUAUCACCAAGAAGCGCCCUGAGCAAGAAUAUGCUCCAUCCCACUGGCCAACACCGCCAUAUGAAGACAACGAAUGGGCGGCCACCGCUGCUAAUAGUAUCUUUGCAGCGGGAUCGUCUAUUUAUCGAUAGACGCCAUUCCGGGGCCAGGCCGCCGCACGCUCGCUAAACAAAACAAUCCACUUUCGAUCUUGCGUAUCCUACAUCCAAUAUACUGUGCCUUGAUAUCCUGUACGAAAAGAGGACGCUCGCAUGCGAAGCAGUUUUUCCUGAGUUUAUUGGCGUUCUCGAGGUGAAAUAUAUGGACCAACUGGUCUUUAAGUGGCUCGCUGCUUCGAAGAAGAGAAGGAACUCUCUAUAUCAACGACUUUUGAAUUUCUCUUGAACGAAGCACUGAAAGUGCUCUAUGAUGCCCGGAGUCUCAUUGGGAUGGUUUUAUUUUGGUGGGAGACAAACUUUUCUUGUAUGGCGGCAGCAUUUGGGUUGGCAUUGACAUUGGCAAGUCCGAGUCAGCUUGAACAGCAACAAUUUUCAUUUGUUAAUCAUCCAACGGAAGAGGUUGUAUAGGUAGAGGUUGAACGUGUGGACAGGAUAGUCCUUGCGUUUCUGGUGCAGACUUGCCUUUACAGGGCAUGUAUACCUAUAGUUGGUUUCGAUUGGCAUAAAUGGCCAGGAACAGAGACUCAAUCUGAGGAAUCGUCACACAAACACAAACUUUUCGUCCA
This is a messenger RNA of Exophiala dermatitidis NIH/UT8656, 4060 nucleotides long. Its product is annotated as male germ cell-associated kinase. Gene Ontology annotation, cellular component: cytoplasm; nucleus. The record is from RefSeq and is a predicted model, not a curated record. Gene Ontology annotation, biological process: protein phosphorylation; intracellular signal transduction. Gene Ontology annotation, molecular function: protein serine/threonine kinase activity; ATP binding. NCBI's taxonomy places the organism in Eukaryota, Fungi, Ascomycota, Eurotiomycetes, Chaetothyriales, Herpotrichiellaceae. The transcript has 4 exons. The coding region runs from base 1101 to 3467 and encodes 788 amino acids.